Messenger RNA from Exaiptasia diaphana, 1287 nucleotides. Its product is annotated as peroxisomal membrane protein PMP34. Gene Ontology annotation, cellular component: peroxisomal membrane. NCBI's taxonomy places the organism in Eukaryota, Metazoa, Cnidaria, Anthozoa, Actiniaria, Aiptasiidae. The coding region runs from base 47 to 1036 and encodes 329 amino acids. Gene Ontology annotation, molecular function: coenzyme A transmembrane transporter activity; ATP transmembrane transporter activity; ADP transmembrane transporter activity. The record is from RefSeq and is a predicted model, not a curated record. The transcript has 10 exons.
CAGCGGGCAAUCGAAGUCGCAACUUUUUUCUUUUCGUUCGAUCAAAAUGACAAUMUUCUCCAAAACAGUUAGUUUUAACGAUCUGGUGCCUCUSUUGCCGUAUUUAGAAAUACCACAGUCUCUUAGAGCAGUAUUUUCUUUUACAAAUUUCGUCCAUGCGUUAUCUGGAGCAAUCGGCAGUGUCACUGCUAUGACAACAUUUUAUCCAUUGGACACUGCWAGAACAAGAUUGCAAGUUGAUGAUAACAGGAAAUCAAAAGGAACUUUUAAUGUUUUAAAAGAAAUAAUGCAAGAUGAAGGAAUAAAGUCCUGGUAUCGUGGAUUAGGACCUGUAUUAUUCAGUCUCUAUUGCUCCAAUUUUCUUUACUUCUACACCUUCAACAGUCUUAAAGCAGUGUUUCUUAAAAACAGACACUCCUCCUCCAAAAGACAAGAUUUACUUUUUGGUUACAUUUCUGGUUUGGUCAAUGUUCUUCUUACAACCCCCCUAUGGGUCGCAAACACAAGGUUGAAGCUACAAGGUGUUAAAUUUAGGUCUCAGAAUUUGGAAAGUGAAAACUGCAAGCAUAAAUAUUCAGGAAUAAUAGAUGUCAUAACUCAAAUUGUUCAAGAAGAGGGAGCUCUAAGUCUGUGGAAUGGUAUCGGUUCAUCUGUGUUUCUUGCUGGCAACCCUGCCAUUCAGUUUAUGGUUUAUGAGAGUAUAAAAAGGUUUCUUCGAAGAACAGGAAAAAUGAAACUCAGUGCGACAGAGUUCUUUUUGAUAGGAGCAAUUGCCAAAGCAGUAGCAACAGUUUUAACGUACCCAUUACAGAUUGCACAGUGCAAGCAAAGGGCUGGUUAUCAAGAAACCAAGCAACACACUCACCUCCUGUCAUUGCUGUCUAAAUUAAUGAGAGAGAGAGGCUUUCUAGGGUUGUACAAGGGAAUGGAGGCAAAGCUUCUUCAAACUGUCAUGACAGCAGCUCUUAUGUUCUUAGCUUAUGAAAAAAUUUCAGCUUUUAUAUUUGCAAUGAGCAGAAGAAUGGUGAAACGAUAGAUAUAUAUAUAUUGGUGACUGGUUUCUGCCAUUGACAAACUUCAGUAACUCAGACUUCAGAUGUAUUCAGUGACGUAAGACAAAAACAUCUUGGUUUAAAGUUGUUUUAUGUAUUUAUAUUGCUUGUUGCUACUCUGUUUAGCAUUUUAUUUAAAACGUCCUUUUGUUGCUUCACUUCGGCCAUCAAUACCUGAACCCUGUACAAAGAUUGUUGAUAUAACUCAUUAGAGAACUGCAAGAAUUGAACGGAA